AUGGCAGAAGUGGCUCCAGCUCCCGCCGCCGCCCCGGCGAAAGCCGCCAAGAAGAAGGCAGCAGCAAAGCCCAAGAAGACCGGCCCCAGCGUCAGCGAGCUGAUCGUUAAAACCGUGUCCGCCUCCAAGGAGCGGAGCGGCGUGUCUUUGGCCGCCCUGAAGAAGGCUCUGGCUGCCGGAGGCUACGAUGUGGACAAGAACAAGGCCCGCGUCAAGACCGCCGUCAAGAGCCUGGUGACCAAGGGGACUCUGGUCCAGACCAAGGGAACCGGAGCCUCCGGCUCUUUCAAGAUGAGCAAGAAGGUGGAGACCAAGCCCAAGAAGGCGCCCGUGAAGAAAGCCGCUCCUAAAGCCAAGAAGCCCGCCGCCAAGAAACCCACAGCGGCUAAGAAGCCCAAGACAGCGGCCAAGAAGGCAGCAGUCGCCAAGAAAUCCCCGAAGAAGGUGAAGAAGCCCGCAGCGGUCAAGAAAGCAGCCAAGAGCCCCAAGAAGGCCGCCAAGAGCCCCAAGAAAGCUGCCCGUAAGAGCGCCCCGGCCACCGGCGGAGUGAAGAAGCCCCAUCGUUACAGGCCCGGUACCGUGGCUCUCAGAGAGAUCCGUCGUUACCAGAAAUCCACCGAGCUGCUGAUCCGCAAGCUGCCCUUCCAGCGCCUGGUCAGGGAGAUCGCUCAGGACUUCAAGACCGAUCUGCGCUUCCAGAGCUCAGCUGUCAUGGCUCUGCAGGAGGCCAGCGAGGCUUACCUGGUCGGCCUGUUCGAGGACACCAACCUGUGCGCCAUCCACGCCAAGAGGGUCACCAUCAUGCCCAAAGACAUCCAGCUGGCCCGCCGCAUCCGUGGAGAGAGAGCUUAAACUGUCUGCUACUCUAA
Messenger RNA from Scomber scombrus (Atlantic mackerel), 869 nucleotides. RefSeq names its product histone H1-like. Gene Ontology annotation, biological process: nucleosome assembly; negative regulation of DNA recombination; chromosome condensation. Bases 1 to 852 code for a protein of 283 amino acids. Gene Ontology annotation, cellular component: nucleosome; nucleus. The transcript is spliced from 2 exons. Gene Ontology annotation, molecular function: nucleosomal DNA binding; protein heterodimerization activity; structural constituent of chromatin. Lineage: Eukaryota; Metazoa; Chordata; Actinopteri; Scombriformes; Scombridae. The record is from RefSeq and is a predicted model, not a curated record.